AUGGCAGACUCCAAGAACCUACCUACCUUCCUCACAAACACCUCUCUUCAUCCAUCCUUCGAUAAAGACAUCAAAGACACCCAUUUAAUCUACGACUACGCCGCUCAAGCCCCAGACGGCACACCCGAAAAAUGGCGCUACGAGAUGUGGUUCUUUUCCUCCACCCGCAUAGUGNUGUAA
This is a messenger RNA of Aureobasidium uvarum, 180 nucleotides long. The record is from the annotation of a GenBank genome assembly. NCBI's taxonomy places the organism in Eukaryota, Fungi, Ascomycota, Dothideomycetes, Dothideales, Saccotheciaceae.